AUGGCGUCCACCGGCAAACCGCAGUGCAGCAAGGACGAGAUUAUUAAAUCUGUCAGAAACGUUACUGGUGGGUGGCUAAUUUAUAAAGCGUCAGGUGGAUGGGGUUCCAGAAAGCUCAACCUUGCGGCCCCGGAUGAUACUGGAUACUCAGGCAAAAUCCUUAAAAAUGCCAAUCGGGGAGCAAAAUGUCUAUACAUCGCUCCAGUCCAGGAGGAGCUCUGUAUGGACCCCCUCCCAUUUGACGACGAAGCUUUCAAAGAAAUGCACAAAGCUAAAUGCCACACCUGUCAUACAGACAUUCCCAUCCAGCUGCUCAAAAACCACAUACAGUUGUGCGCCAAUUCCCCAAGUGAUGAAUUGGUGUUUUCUGAAGUUGAGGAGAGUGAGGUUGAGGAAGUUGGAAGUAUGCAAACAUGUCCUGUAUGCACUGAACUCUUUCCUCAAGAUAUUAUUGAGGAUCAUGCUUCCAGCUGCGGAGAGAGAUUGACCAAGGCUGUACUGUAG
This is a messenger RNA of Knipowitschia caucasica, 504 nucleotides long. The record is from the annotation of a GenBank genome assembly. NCBI's taxonomy places the organism in Eukaryota, Metazoa, Chordata, Actinopteri, Gobiiformes, Gobiidae.